Molecule: messenger RNA, 2963 nt
Organism: Anguilla rostrata (American eel)
Lineage: Eukaryota; Metazoa; Chordata; Actinopteri; Anguilliformes; Anguillidae
Gene: mmp2
Product: matrix metallopeptidase 2
Exons: 13
Coding region: 165-2138 (657 amino acids)
Biological process (GO): response to hypoxia; collagen catabolic process; extracellular matrix organization
Cellular component (GO): extracellular matrix
Molecular function (GO): zinc ion binding; metalloendopeptidase activity
Source: RefSeq, a predicted model, not a curated record
UCUGGACACACUUUCAGUGAGCAGUAUCAAAAAACUGCAAGAGCAAGCAAAUCUUAGACUAUCGCAGAAAGGGAGGAUGUGCACAUAGGAAAAUAAAACUUGUAAUUGCUGCCUGAAGCGCACGAACCAGCAACCCUGCCGCCUGCUUAGACAUUCGGACAAAAAUGACGAACGACAGUUUUUUCACGUAUAGGCACUUUCUUCUAAAAGUGUUUUUGUUGCAGUUUGUUUGUUUUCAGCUAACGUUAGCGGCACCAUCUCCAAUAAUAAAGUUUCCUGGCGAUACUACCCCAAAAACAGACAAAGAAGUCGCGCUGCAUUACCUGAACAAGUUCUAUGGAUGCCCAAAAGACAGAUGCAAUCUCAUGGUGCUUAAAGACACGUUGAAGAAGAUGCAGAAGUUUUUUCAACUUAAAGAGACCGGGGAGAUUGAUCAGAAAACUGUGGAGAUCAUGAAGAAACCUCGUUGUGGUGUACCGGAUGUGGCCAACUACAACUUUUUCCCAAGGAAGCCCAAGUGGGGGCAGGAUGCAAUAACAUACAGGAUUCUCGGGUACACUCCCGAUCUGGACGAGGAAACCGUGAACGACGCCUUUUUCCGGGCUUUCAAAGUGUGGAGCGACGUCACCCCACUCAAGUUCACUCGCUUAAUGGAUGGGGAAGCUGACAUCAUGAUCAAUUUUGGACGCAACGAGCAUGGUGACGGCUACCCCUUUGACGGGAAAGACGGCCUUCUGGCCCACGCCUUCGCCCCCGGCCCAGGAAUUGGGGGCGACUCCCACUUUGAUGAUGAUGAGCAGUGGACUCUUGGAGAAGGACAAGUGGUCAAGGUUAAGUUUGGGAAUGCGGAGGGGGAGUUUUGUAAGUUCCCUUUCCUCUUUAUGGGGAAGGAGUACAGCACCUGCACGUCCGAGGGCCGUGAUGACGGCUUCCUUUGGUGCUCAACCACCUACAACUUUGACGAUGAUGGGAAGUACGGCUUCUGCCCCCACGAAUUGCUGUUCACGAUUGGCGGAAAUGGCGACGGGGCUGCCUGCAAGUUCCCCUUCACCUUCCUCGGCGACAAGUACGACGGCUGCACCACCUCCGGCCGGGACGACGGGUACCGCUGGUGCGCCACAACCGAGGACUACGACCGCGAUAAGAGCUUCGGUUUCUGCCCCGAAACUGCCUUGACAACGAUGGGGGGCAACUCGGAAGGAGCACCCUGUGUUUUCCCCUUCACUUUCCUGGGCGACAGCUACGACGGCUGCACGGCCUCCGGGCGCAGCGACGGGAAAAUGUGGUGCGCCUCCACUAAAAGCUACGACGACGACCGCAAAUGGGGUUUCUGUCCUGACCAAGGCUACAGUCUGUUCCUGGUGGCUGCCCAUGAGUUUGGCCACGCCUUGGGGCUGGAGCACUCUGAGGACCCCGGGGCCCUGAUGGCCCCCAUGUACACUUACACCAAGCACUUCCGUCUGUCUAACGAUGACAUCAGAGGCAUCCAGGAGCUCUACGGGGUCCCGACAGAUAAGCCGCUGCCGCCCACUCAGGGUCCCGUCACUCCCAUUGACGUUUGCAGCGAGGACGUACUCUUUGAUGCCGUCGCCCAGAUCAGAGGAGAGACGUUCUUCUUCAAGGACAGAUUCAUCUUCAGGUCUUCCAACUUCAGACAGAAGCCCAACGGACCUAUGCUGGUGGCCACCUUCUGGAGCGAGGUGCCAGAGAAGAUCGACGCCGUCUACGAAAACCCCCUGGAGGAGAAGACCGUUUUCUUCGCAGGGAAUCAGAUGUGGAUUUAUUCAGCUAGCACUCUAGAGAAAGGCUAUCCCAAGAGGCUCUCCUCCAUUGGCCUGCCAGCAGACCUGCAGCGUGUCGAUGCCGCUUUCUCCUUCCCCAAGAACAAGAAGACCUACAUAUUUGCCGGAGACAAAUACUGGAGGUACAACGAGGGCAAGAAGAAGAUGGACCCCGGCUUCCCCAAGCCAAUUGGGGACUUCUGGAGCGACAUCCCUGACAACGUGGACGCCGUCUUCAGCCUGAACGGCCACGGACACAGCUACUUCUUCAAAGAAGGUUACUAUCUGAAAUUAGACAACGAAAGCCUGAAGACUGUCAAAGUGGGAGACGUGAAGACCGACUGGCUCGGCUGCUGAACUGCCCCGCCAAGCGAAGGGGCCGGCUCCACGCCAACCGCCAACCGCCAGCUGCCCCCCCCCCCCCCGCCCCACACACACACACACACCCCUGACACCCUUCUCCCCCACAGUGACCCACCGUCGUCACAGCCAUCGGGCCUGUAAAGACACAAGGCAUAUCCCCCUCUACCUGCUGAAUCUCUCCAACAAAGGAGUUCAUACCUACCCUUUGUUCCCCAGACUGGCCUGCUCCAAGGUUUACCUUUGGCCCCAUUUUAAAUCUGAACAUGGGAAAGUGAAUUGAAAUGUACAUAUUGCUUACCUGUGUGGAAGUGAUUUUAAAAAUCUGUGUAAGAUCAAAAUGAAAAUCAUAACACUGACAGACACACUUACACACACACACAUUUAAUGGCAUCGGGAAUGUCCACGCUACAAUCCAGACCCUACCUGGUGGCGUAGUGCAAAGUCUCUAAUUAUCAAAUUUGAUUCAUAAGGACAGUUUUAUUAGCACUUUGUGUUUUGUUUAUAAUUGUGUUCCAUAGAAACCGUAGGAGCAAGUAACUGUCAUAGCAGCUCCACUUUGUAUCGCUGGUGCUCUUGUUUCACUAACAGUCGAGAAAGAUUCAUGGCACGGGUUGCCUGAAAGUUGUAUGUACAGUAGUACGUUAACAUGAAGGACAAACAGCAUGAACGUAUCACAAAAGUAUUGUUUAAUAAUCGUUUGUAUUACUGUUGUUAUUGUUUGAUACUUUUUUGUAUAUGAUCAUAAGUAGGUUUGAUAUUUGCUUUGUGCACUUUGUCACUAUACUUUUUUUUUUUAAAUAAAAUGAGUCUUUGUUUUAA